Molecule: messenger RNA, 291 nt
Organism: Mesorhabditis spiculigera
Lineage: Eukaryota; Metazoa; Nematoda; Chromadorea; Rhabditida; Rhabditidae
Source: the annotation of a GenBank genome assembly
AUGCCCAACCGGAUCUUCUUUGCUAUCGUUUUUGUUUUUGCCCUUGCCCACUGCCAAGAACCCGAUGAGGUCGAGAAUUUCUGGCUGUGCGAAAACUUUGGCAUUACGGAGCAACGCGUAGUCGUCCUGUUCUACACCCCGAAGACGGUCGAAUUGUCGGCGACGAAGAAGAAGAUCGUUUGCCAAGAAGCCGCUCGUAAAUGCGUGAUCGCCGACGGUCCGGCCGAGCCGGGCGCUACGUACUACGGUAUCUACCGUGGUGGCAAACAUGAGAGCUGCGCAGCAGUACUG